CUGCGAGAUCAUGACCUGAGCCUAAGUCAGAUUCUUAACCAUGCUUAACCGGCUGAGCCACCCAGGUGCCCCAAGGGCCCUUAGUUUCUUAAGAAGGGCAGCUUACCUUCUCAGUGAGGUGUUGCAGGUUCUCUAUAGCUUCUCUCCAUGAGAGAUAUACCACUGGGAUGGGGGAAGGCCAGUGGGGGGUGUGUGUGGGGGGGUAGGAAUUGGUGGAACCUGAUUCUUCUUCCACCCAUCCCACAAGCUUCAGGGUGGAGGGUGUGACAGACACUGCCUACACUUGUUGCCACCUUGUGCGGUCCCUGUUGGGCACCAAGCAGUAUCCUAGACGGAGCACUUUCCUGAGAAUUCCAUUUCUGGGAUGAAGACUUGCCCUCAUUUGGCAAGUGUCCCCAUGGAAUUGGUGGUUGAAGGUUGGUGUGGUUAUAGGAGGAAGAGAGACCCAGUAACAGGAAGGACCCUUUCCUCUCUCUGCUCUGUUGCUGGAACUGUUUGUUUUUCCAGUGACCCACCUUGGCAGUUUCCCAGGGUGACUGUUGCUUACUCCCUUGUUACUGUAGAGAAAACCCAAAACUGUUGCUCCAGAGUCACAUUUGGAACUGUGGCAGGGUCAUUCUCAACCCCUUUGCCUUCAGGUUUGGGGCCCUAGAUCUAAGGCUAUUCAGGAGAGCCAAAUGGUUUACUACAAAGGGGUCUUCUGGUGUGCGCAGCUGGGGCUGGAAGAGGACCAGCCUCAGCCUCGUGGAUGGGCGGUACCAGAUGAUUUGACGACUUCAGGGUAACAUCCAAGCCAUAGUUGCACUGGAUCACUGGGAAGUGUCAAGUGUGCUGGCAAAACCAGGAGCACCAAUCAAUACCCAAGCUCUAAAAAAUAAAACAAUAAAGUAAAAUCCCACUUUGAGGUCCACAAUGCCCUUGCUCACAUGGGACUUACUGAGUUAAAGAGUUGUGCGCACAAGGAAUGGAACUCCCUGGCAGGGUCAAGGCAGACCUGGCCAGGGCUUUCUUCCAGUCUAUUCUAUCCUGCCGUGAACAUUCUGAGGAACUACAGGGUUAGGGGCUUAGCUGGGAUAAGGGACACUCCGAGGGACUUGGGGUGGGGGGUGGGGGCUAAACAAACUGGACAGGUGCACUACAUAUACAGAAACCCAACCCUGAGACCCAAAGAGGGCCGGAUCUGGAGGGGAGAGACUCGGUGGGACAAGUGUCAGGCUGCUGGUCUCUGUCUGACGUGCUCCAGCAGAAGCAGCAGGAAGGAACAACAUUGACCUUUGAGUGACAGGAUGAGAGCAAAGUGCCCCCACCCUCCGCUGGUUGCUGCUAGAGUUGCGCUGGUGCUGAGGAGGGAAGAGGCGACGGAUGCUGAGCCAGGUGGAGGCUUGUCUUUUGUAGAGCACGACUGGGGGCUCCUGCAGACAGUGCCUCAGUUUCUCCCUUUUUCUCAAGGUUGCAGGUAAAGUUUGAGCUAGCUGCCCUGGAUGAUCACCUGUCUUGAAAUGAGAGGUGUGCGUGUGAGAGGGAGAGAGGGUGAGCAGAGCGUGCUUGAGCAAAGGAGGAAUCGGGCCAUGCCCCAGGACUUGAGCCAUCUCUGGCACAAAAGGAGUUAAUGGCAGGGACCGCGCCCCCCCGUGUCCGGGCACGCGCAGCGCGCCCCCUCGGUGCGCGGGCACAGCAGCCAGGCUGCCGGAGAGCAGAUCUCGGGGAUUCAGGUGCGGAGCCCUUGGCCUGGAGGCGAUAUGGGUGGUCCGCGGCCCGGUUCAGUCGCCCGCAACAGCCCGGGGAACAGGCCUGUCUGGCCCUGAGGGAGUCCCCUUUGUGAAGCUGUGGUGCUUGGACGACCUCUCUGCAUUGCGGGGCACCUGUAGGUGUCCCUCGAGAGCUCAGUCUUGAGGUUCAAGUCAGUGUGGCCAUGAAGGGGCUGCCUAUGGGGCUGAUGCUGUGACCCUGGAGUCUGCCUUUCCUGCCAGUCCCCCUGCCCGGAACAUGUGGCUGCGGCUUGGCCCGCCCUCGCUGUCCCUGAGCCCCAAGUCCACCGUUGGCCGGAGUCUGUGCCUCACCCUGUGGUUCCUCAGCUUGGUGCUGAGGGCCAGUACCCAGGCCCCAGCGCCCACAGUCAAUACUCACUUUGGGAAGCUAAGGGGUGCCCGGGUACCAUUGCCCAGUGAGAUCCUGGGGCCUGUGGACCAAUACCUGGGGGUGCCCUACGCAGCUCCCCCCAUCGGCGAGAAACGUUUCCUGCCCCCCGAGCCACCCCCAUCCUGGUCGGGCAUCCGGAACGCCACGCACUUUCCCCCAGUGUGCCCCCAGAACAUCCACACGGCUGUGCCCGAAGUCAUGCUGCCCGUCUGGUUCACUGCCAACCUGGAUAUUGUCGCUACUUACAUCCAGGAGCCCAAUGAAGACUGCCUCUACCUGAAUGUCUAUGUGCCCACGGAGGAUGGAUCCGGCGCUAAGAAACAGGGCGAGGACUUAGCGGAUAAUGACGGGGAUGAAGAUGAAGACAUCCGGGACAGUGGCGCUAAGCCCGUCAUGGUCUACAUCCAUGGAGGCUCUUACAUGGAAGGGACGGGCAACAUGAUUGAUGGCAGCGUCCUCGCCAGUUAUGGCAACGUCAUCGUCAUCACCCUCAACUAUCGUGUUGGGGUGCUAGGUUUCCUGAGCACUGGCGAUCAGGCUGCCAAGGGCAACUAUGGGCUCCUUGACCAAAUCCAGGCCCUCCGCUGGGUGAGCGAGAACAUUGCCUUCUUCGGUGGUGAUCCCCGCCGAAUUACCGUCUUUGGCUCAGGCAUCGGCGCAUCCUGUGUCAGCCUCCUCACGCUGUCGCAUCACUCUGAGGGGCUUUUCCAGAGGGCCAUCAUCCAAAGUGGUUCUGCUCUGUCCAGCUGGGCUGUGAACUACCAACCAGUGAAGUAUACCAGCCUGCUGGCAGACAAGGUAGGCUGUAACGUGCUAGACACGGUGGACAUGGUGGACUGUCUUCGUCAAAAGAGUGCCAAGGAGCUGGUAGAGCAGGACAUCCAGCCAGCCCGCUACCACGUGGCCUUUGGCCCUGUGAUUGAUGGCGAUGUCAUUCCUGAUGACCCUGAGAUUCUCAUGGAGCAGGGCGAGUUUCUCAACUAUGACAUCAUGCUAGGUGUCAACCAGGGCGAGGGGCUCAAGUUUGUGGAAGGGGUGGUGGACCCUGAGGAUGGUGUCUCUGGCACUGACUUUGACUAUUCAGUCUCCAACUUCGUAGACAAUCUGUAUGGCUAUCCUGAGGGUAAGGACACCCUGCGGGAGACCAUCAAGUUCAUGUACACAGAUUGGGCAGACCGUGACAAUCCUGAGACCCGCCGCAAAACACUGGUGGCGCUCUUCACUGACCACCAGUGGGUGGAGCCCUCGGUGGUGACCGCUGAUCUGCAUGCCCGCUACGGCUCACCUACCUACUUCUACGCCUUCUACCAUCACUGCCAGAGCCUCAUGAAGCCUGCUUGGUCAGAUGCAGCUCAUGGGGAUGAAGUACCCUACGUUUUUGGUGUCCCUAUGGUAGGUCCCACUGACCUCUUCCCCUGCAAUUUCUCCAAGAAUGAUGUUAUGCUCAGCGCUGUCGUCAUGACCUACUGGACCAACUUUGCCAAGACCGGGGAUCCCAACAAGCCGGUCCCCCAAGAUACCAAGUUCAUUCACACCAAGGCCAACCGCUUUGAGGAAGUGGCCUGGUCCAAAUACAAUCCCCGAGACCAGCUCUACCUUCACAUCGGGCUGAAACCAAGGGUCCGCGAUCAUUACCGGGCCACUAAGGUGGCCUUCUGGAAACACCUGGUGCCCCACCUAUACAACCUGCAUGACAUGUUCCACUAUACGUCCACAACCACCAAAGUGCCGCCCCCGGAUACCACCCACAGCUCCCACAUCACCCGCAGGCCUAACGGCAAGACCUGGAGCACCAAGCGGCCAGCAAUCUCCCCUGCCUACAGCAAUGAGAAUGCCCAAGGGUCCUGGAACGGGGACCAGGAUGCAGGGCCACUCCUGGUGGAGAACCCUCGUGACUACUCCACUGAAUUGAGUGUCACCAUCGCUGUGGGGGCUUCCCUCCUGUUCCUUAACGUUCUGGCCUUCGCUGCCCUCUACUACCGCAAGGACAAACGGCGUCAGGAGCCCCUGCGGCAGCCUAGCCCUCAGAGGGGAGCCGGGGCCCCUGAAUUGGGAGCUGCUCCUGAGGAGGAGCUGGCAGCAUUACAACUGGGCCCCACCCACCAUGAAUGUGAGUCUGGUCCCCCCCAUGACACACUGCGCCUCACUGCACUGCCUGACUACACGCUGACCCUGCGACGCUCCCCUGAUGACAUCCCACUCAUGACACCCAACACCAUCACUAUGAUUCCCAACUCCCUGGUAGGGCUGCAGACAUUGCACCCUUAUAACACCUUUGCCGCAGGGUUCAACAGUACUGGCCUGCCCCACUCACACUCCACUACCCGGGUAUAGCUCCAGCCUAGAGCACAGCCUAUCUCCUGGCUCCCUCCCUCCCAGAUCCACAAACACACAUGCACACACACACACAGCCACAGACACACAUACACACACAUACACACACACACAUUCAGACAUAUAUGUAUACGCACGCACCCACACCCAACAGCAGACCCACCUGCACAAACAGAUGGACGUGGACAUGCACCCGCAUGUACAAAAACACAAAUAAGGAAGUAAACCUGAACAAACCCUUCAAACGGGGACGCAAAUGAGUCCUUGGGAAACUGAGGA
Lynx canadensis (Canada lynx) is the source of this 4752-nucleotide messenger RNA. RefSeq names its product neuroligin 3 (gene NLGN3). Gene Ontology annotation, molecular function: signaling receptor activity; neurexin family protein binding. The record is from RefSeq and is a predicted model, not a curated record. The coding region runs from base 1987 to 4473 and encodes 828 amino acids. The transcript is spliced from 7 exons. Gene Ontology annotation, cellular component: postsynaptic specialization membrane; synapse; cell surface. Lineage: Eukaryota; Metazoa; Chordata; Mammalia; Carnivora; Felidae. Gene Ontology annotation, biological process: postsynaptic membrane assembly; neuron cell-cell adhesion; modulation of chemical synaptic transmission.